GUCGUGCGCGGCGCGCGAAAAGGGUUUGUCGUCGUCGGCUUUGAUUUUAUUAUUUUGGCGCGUGCUGACCAUCUGCCAUCUACGGCGGCCACCACCGUAUUACAGUUGGCCACCGUCGAGCGGCCCAAGGUCGCCGCCACGUCAUUUACGUAUUUUCGCCUCCUCCGCGUCCGCGCCCACGUCUUUUUCCCACCACGACCAGCCGGCCGAUGACUGCCCGACGCCGUCGCUGCCGCCACCGCCGUGGCCGAGCCGUUGCGGCGGUGUCACGUUUCCAAGACGCGUUUCGCUCGUGCGUUAUUCCACUGCAGCAGCUCUCAUCGCGGCCGACGAGCGUGAUUAGAGAAACGAUCGCGUUCACCGCCGCGCUGCUUCGACGUAAUAAUAAUAAAAUCAUCACCGCGCGUGACAGAAGUACGGCGAUUGCGGGGUCCGUCGGUUAUUAUGCAUUGUGGUCGUGAUGGAACAAGUGGUCGCGCUCGUUUACAACAACGGCCCGGAACAGCAACAGCCACCGAGUCCCGUUGUUCCGCCGCCGCAGCAGCAACAGCAGCCGAGGACGGCGGAAGACGAAGACGGCGAGGACCGCAGCGGUGCCGCGUUCUUCUGUAAUACCGAAUACAGUUUUAUCCAUUACAACUAUCAAACAAAUAGUUAUGUGCAAUAUGACGUCAAACCACAAAAUGAUAUUACAUUACAAGAAGGGUUUCAGGACGAUUUAUCUCAAAGUUCAUUCAGCAACGACACUCCGCCGGACCAGUCGGAUACUAAAAGACAUUAUUGUGAAUUCACUGGGUGCAAAAGAACGUACAGCACCGUGGGAAAUCUCCGUACUCAUAUGAAGACACACAAAGGUGAAUACCGGUUCAAGUGUAACAUAAUUGACUGCGGUAAACCGUUUUUGACGUCAUAUAGUUUGAAAAUCCAUGAACGUGUGCAUACAAAACAAAAACCAUUUGUUUGCACCAAGGAGGAAUGUCAAAAAGCCUUUAACACCGUUUACAGGCUACGAGCUCAUCAACGCUUGCACACUGGUGACACUUUUGACUGUAUACAAGCAGGCUGCGGCAAGUGUUUUACGACUUUUAGUGAUCUAAAGAAGCAUUAUAGAACGCACACCCAAGAACGACCAUACAAAUGCGCAGAAGAAGGAUGCGGUCGAGCGUUUACGGCCAGCCAUCAUCUGAAAACGCAUAAGCGGACGCAUUCGGCCGACAAACUGUACACGUGUGACCGACCGAAUUGCAACAAGUCGUUCCCGGGAAAGGCUAGUCUUAAAACACACCAGCGGAGUCAUGAUAUUUGGGACGAGUCCGAGACCCUGUCAGAUUUCGCCGAUGACUUGCUACAGCAUUUCGACAGCGAAACCAACAGCACAACUUCCGAAUUCUUAAAAUACCAAAGCCAACUAGUCAUACCGCUGUCGAAGGCCAACAUCGAAGCCCUAAAGCGAUGCGAAACGGCCGAAGUGGAGGUGGAUGCAUACCUUUCAGGCAUCGCGAUACGGACAUUCACAGGAGCGGGCCCGGAUUCAAGCACGGCUACCGUGCAAAAGAUGAUUCUGGCCGAGCCAGACGAUGACAUGCCAGUCAAGCUGUCGGUUGAGUGUAACGUUGACGUGCAGAAAGUCGGUCAGGACGCUAACGGCACGAUCAGCUUGUGCGUGAUGGACAACGGCGAGUUGAUGUCCAGCCUACUGAUGAUGCCGGUGAUCAACGGCGCCAGUUACGAGACGGUGACGGAAGACGACUCGAGCCAGCCGCCGCCCAUGUCCAUAGCCACAGAGACGGUGCAGGAACUGCAGUUCGUCGACGAGCCCGUCCGGCAGACAGUGACGGCCGUCGAGGAGUCGGACGCCGAAUCGGCGGGGGCGGCAGCCGUCGAACUCAUACCGUUCGACGACAUCCUGGUAUCCAAACCGGACACGGAUUUCGCUGUUUGCGAACCGCACCACGUGGUCACCACCGACGAGCCGCUGCAAGUGGCAGAAGAGUUUAGCGUCGAGGAGCUCAUACUUAGCUUGGCCGAUGACGGAGAUCACUGUCUCGACAGUUCGGUCGCUUCACUCAUGGUGAGCCCACAGCUGGAAGUGUUCGAACCCACAUUUCCUGUACCGGCUCCCAGCCUCCCGCUGCAACAGCAGGUGAUCGAACCAACUUUUUCGCCGGACGGUAACUGCAACAGUUCCGCAGACGCCGCUACCGCCGCCACGACAGUCGCCGGUCACCCGACCGCGUCUUGUUCGCUGACCGUGGCCUGCAACACCCGCAAACAGCUCAGGAAGGUUCUCGAACACAGACGGCCCGCGAGCAUAUCGCACUGAAGCCCGACGCGAUGCAUCGGAGACUAUGUGUCGGGUCGCAUAUUAUACGAUCAUUAAGCAUUUAAUGAGUCAAUAGUGAGUCCCUUAAACAUUAUUUAGCGUCCUGAAAUAUAUUAUUAUAAUUUAGUGUUAUAUGCAUCUCCACACAAACGUAUUAUUUUAAGUUAUGGUGCGAUUAUUUAAAAUCGUAUAAUAUCCGCUAGAAAAUGACCGUUUAUUUUUUACAACAAAUUAUUUAUUGUCUAUUUUUGUUACUAAAUUAAUUGUAUGUUUUUUUUUUUACUCGUUUAUUAUGUUUUUCAUAGAAUUGCCUGAAAAAAAAAACUAUAUUCAAAUGUUAUAUUAUAUUAGGGACUUCGGUUGACUGUAUCGAAAAGAAACAUUUAGCCCAGUACGUUAUACUCAGCAUGAAUUUUUAUUUGAUAUCUCUAUAGCAUUUAUGAUUUAACUUUAUUACAUUCAUCUCUUAACCCAUUCAAUUUCUGUAUUUUAACGUGUAAUAAGCUGUGAUUCGGUAACAUUUUUUUAGUACAUUCUUUACUAUAUAUUCGUUGUGAUUUUACACAUUUUUGAUAAUACGUAGGUAGAUAACUUUAUAUUAUUUAUACAUAUUCAAUUAUUACAUAUACGGUAUACCUACAACCUAAUACUAUAAGAAGGUUUUUAGUGUAGUUUAGGAUAAGUUCUAAAAAUAUUAUAGGAUAGGUCUGAUAUAAUUUCACUCUAACUACUCAAUGAAAUUAAUGAUUUACUUACUUCUGCAUUUAUAUUCUAGUUUAAUUUGAAUAUCAUCUCCUUAGCAUAUAUUAAUACUAUAUAUCGUAUACACUGUACACUAUACAGUAUACAUCAUAUAGGUACCUAUAGUAACAUAACUAUAAUACUUUAAACUUUAAAGAUACGGUUCCGGGACACUAUUGGCAUGACAUAAAUACAUAUACUAUAUUAUAACUCUAACAUAAUAAUGCUUAUAUAAUAUAUUAUAUCUAUAUGUAAUCUAUUUUGAAAAAUUAUUUCAUACUGUCAACUUUGUACGACUAACCAUGUAAUAUACAUUUUUGACGUUUAAUACAUAAAAUAAACUUAAUGUAGCAAGUAAUCAAAAUCGGGACCGAGCUUACUAUUAUUUAUAACCUCGAGUAGGCUUAUUCUACUACAGUGCCAAAUUAUUUUUACCGGAAUUUAACUCACCCAAAACGAAAGUGAUACAUUAGUUUUGAACUCAUUACUUUUUUUAUUUUAAUUAUUGUUUAAAGAGAAAGUUUGUUAUUUUUGUGUAUUCAUAAAUGUAUUUUUGUAGUCAUACAAAAUAAUGUUGUAAUUUUGUAUUUCUGAUAUUUAAUAGAUAUGUAGUCUACGUAUUUUAUCGUAGACGGAUAAUACCUCGCUCAUUUGAUUCAUGUUUUUGUUUAUACUUCAUUUCAACGUGUAUAUUAAUUGUUGUUUCGUAAUAAACAAUAUUGAGUUACAUUGUCA
Molecule: messenger RNA, 3799 nt
Organism: Metopolophium dirhodum (rose-grain aphid)
Lineage: Eukaryota; Metazoa; Arthropoda; Insecta; Hemiptera; Aphididae
Product: zinc finger protein 76-like
Exons: 6
Coding region: 461-2323 (620 amino acids)
Biological process (GO): regulation of transcription by RNA polymerase II
Cellular component (GO): nucleus
Source: RefSeq, a predicted model, not a curated record